Cryphonectria parasitica EP155 is the source of this 769-nucleotide messenger RNA. RefSeq names its product ribosomal protein L24. The record is from RefSeq and is a predicted model, not a curated record. Gene Ontology annotation, cellular component: cytosolic large ribosomal subunit. NCBI's taxonomy places the organism in Eukaryota, Fungi, Ascomycota, Sordariomycetes, Diaporthales, Cryphonectriaceae. Bases 41 to 454 code for a protein of 137 amino acids. Gene Ontology annotation, molecular function: structural constituent of ribosome; RNA binding. The transcript has 4 exons. Gene Ontology annotation, biological process: ribosomal large subunit biogenesis; cytoplasmic translation.
ACCAGAUCACCCCGUUCCUCGCGACAAAACAUCCAUCACAAUGGCCAAGGUUCAGAAGACCCUCCACUCCUCGCGGCGCAAGUCCCGCAAGGCGCACUUCGAGGCCCCCUCGAGCAUCCGCCGCAACAUCAUGAGCGCCCCUCUCUCCAAGGAGCUCCGUGAGAAGUACAACGUCCGCAGCAUCCCCAUCCGCAAGGACGACGAGGUCCAGAUUGUCCGCGGUAGCAACAAGGACAAGGAGGGCAAGGUCACCUCGGUGUACCGCCUCAAGUACGUCAUCCACGUCGAGCGUGUCACCCGCGAGAAGACCUCCGGCCAGUCCGUGCCUCUGGGCAUCCACCCGUCCAACGUCGUCAUCACCAAGCUCAAGCUCGACAAGGACCGUGAGGCCAUCCUGGAGCGCAUCAAGGUUGGCCGCGAGGCUGGUGCCAAGGGCAAGGCCGCUGCCAAAUAAGCGGCGUCGAUCUUUUAGAUUGACAACGCUCCCGCCCAACAAAAAAGUAAAACUUUUACGGAUGAACCAUUGAGCGCUUGUGGGGAGGAACUCGGGGACGCACAUCAAAAACAGCACAGCUUCUGAUGGGAACAAAACGCGCACGCACGAUUCGACAAUGCGAGACCGACUCCUCGAGCAUUCGUCAAUCGAACAUCAUUUGGUCACGGUCUCGGCGUCACAACGGUACUGGAGGGGAAAAUUGGAAUGGUAGCAUAAGAACUCGAAUGCAAAACAAAAAAGGAUAGAGCCUUCGUUGCUCAAUGGCCAUUUCAC